CGGUAAGGUAGGUAACAAGGAACAUGGCGCGCGUCCAGUGCCAAGCGUGCGAGAAGGUGUUAUCCCGCUCUAGUUGUACCAAGGAUGAUCGUCCUGGUAUUCCAUUGUGAGAGGCGGAAAAAUUACUUCCCAGAUGUGCCUGGUCGCAUUGCAUCGCAUCGGCCGGUUAAAGCACCGAAAUUCCUCAGUCGGGCGGGUGGUGUCCUAUUCCGAAACUCGGAAUCGGGAUGACCUCUUCUAGUAAAUAGAGGCGAUCAUCCGUCCAGUCUUGACCCUCAACGACCAUGACCAAAGACCUCAAAACAGCAGUAACCACAGCCCUCUGCCUAACAGCGGCUCUUCCCGCCUCCGGCGCAGUCACCUUCAGCCUCCCCAGCAAAGUCGGAACAGGAGGCUACGCCUACGCCCCUCUCGACCCCGCGCCCAUCGGGAUCUCCUUCGAAUUCUUCGCCUUCCCGUCUUACUUCAUCAACGUCACCGCCACCCAACAAUGCCUAGCAAACUGGAAGGCGCUGACGGGCGUCUGGCCGCCCAUCCGCAUCGGCGGAACGACGCAAGACCGAGCGCAAUAUGACGCCAAGACGUCAGCCUACGUCGUGUACUCGGUGGCAGACGCCAAGGACGCACCGUCCGUGUUGACGUUCGGGCCAAAGUUCAUGACGCUGGCAGGGAUGUACGGAGGGAGUGUGGUGGUUGGGCUGAAUAGGGGCAAGAAUAAUAUUGACAAUACGAUUGCCGCGGCCAAGGUUGCUGUUUCCGAGGUCAAGCAUCUGCUGGCGAUCGAACUUGGGAAUGAACCUGAAUACUGGGUCAAAGACGGACAACCGAUCACAUCCGGCGUCAACUGGACUCCGGCCACGGAUGCCGCAUCGCAGAAUAACUGGAACAUCCGAGUGGGUAGCGCGGUUGACAGAACCAACAUCAUUCAAGCUGGGAAUUGGAAUGACGCGCCGCCCAAAUGGGGAGCUGCGCAGCUGAUAGCGACGGAAAACGCAACGGUGAAGCCCCAUGUUCGUCAUUACGCCCACCACAACUACCCGGGCGGAAGCAUUCAGAGUCUCAUGACCCAUUCGACCAUUGCGAAAAACAUCCACACAUUCGACGCCGACAUAGCCGCAGCUCGCGGGGUCGGGAAGGAGUACGUCUUUGGCGAAACGAACUCGGUAUCCGGCGGCGGAGCAGCCAGAGUGUCUCCGACGUUUGGGGCAGGGCUGUGGACCAUGGACUACGCCCUCCGUGCCACUUAUAACAACAUGUCGAGGACGUACUUCCAUCACGGAACCGUCGGCAACUGCCAGUACUGCUUCUGGGGCCGAUACAGCAUGGGGGCCCCGUACUACGGGGCGUACGCAGCGGUAGCAUUGAUGGCCGGCGCGAGCCACCUGACGGCUUUGGAUAGCGGUUCAACAAACUACGCGGCCUAUGCCACGUUCGAUUCGAGGGGGCUUCCCCUACGAGUGCUCUUGUACAAUUCAGACUAUUUCGCCGGCAGCGGGACGAGGACUGCCCAGUCCUUUACCUUGACCGGCUUGACCUCGUCGAUGGUCAGAGCGAAAAGGCUGACGGCAGCAAGCGCGACGUCCCGAGUGGAUCAAGCAAGUCCUCCGUCGUUUGGAGGGCAACAGUUUGACAAUGGAUCUUGUGCCAUAAGCGGGACCGAGACGUUUGAGACUACGCCCGCUUCUGGUGGUCAGGCUACCUUUUCGGUCAAGGCAACCGAAGCACUUUUGGUGUAUUUGCAGUGAUGCGGAGUUAGGUCGAUAGCCGAACAAUUGGGGAUCAAAGGAUAACAGAUAUCGGGAUUGGAUAAGCAAAUGGAGAUGGGUGACAUCGGCGUUGUUUCAUGGUGUAGGCGAUGGGAGUGAUGGAUGAUGUUGCUUCUUCAGCCAUCGUGAGCGCGACAUGGGGAACUGUAAGAGAACGGUGAGAUACUUAUUUGGUGUUUAGUAUCCGGACUGAUAACACACUGAUGUUGAUAAGUUCAUCGGCAACUGGGAGGUCCCCUUGAAGAAAAGUAGGCAUCAUCCCAGUAUCUUCGCCGAUCAACUAGCGAUUCCCACGCUAUCGGGUCUCUUCCCGAAAAAUCUUUUCAUGGCUGGUCCGCAUGGCUAGUUGCCGCGUUUACUCCGUGUCGUCCUCACCGCUUGGUCGUAGCUGGGUUGAGCUGAGUCAGU
Molecule: messenger RNA, 2174 nt
Organism: Neurospora tetraspora
Lineage: Eukaryota; Fungi; Ascomycota; Sordariomycetes; Sordariales; Sordariaceae
Exons: 3
Coding region: 285-1745 (486 amino acids)
Source: RefSeq, a predicted model, not a curated record